UCCGGUGAUAUUAUCUAUGUGCAUGGAAAUGUUUUGGAUGAUGGCUAUUUUAUGGGUGAAAUGAACGGUGUUCAAGGUUUGGUACCAUCAAACUUUUUACAAGAAGUAACCAACGAUUCACCAUCAAUAUCACAACAACAAGACGAUAUAAAGACAAAUGACGUAAAGCGGUCAUCAUCAAGUAUAAGCAGUGAUGAUCAAUCAAUAAUAUCAUCUGUAUCAUCAACGUUAUUGAAGAAAAAAAAACAGACGAUUACUGAUGAUUCGAAACCACUGAAGAAAAAAGAUUCGGUUAAUUUAGAUACAAAUGUAUUAUCAGCAACAACAGCUGUAAAACCGGCUGAGAAUGAAAAUGAAUUAACAACAACAGAAAAAACAUUAGUCGUAAAAUCUUCUUCAGAUGAAAAAACCGAUGAAAAAGCCGAUGCGAAAGCCAAUGAAAAACCCAAUGAAAAUCCAGUGCCAGUAAAAAGUUUUUUUGAUCGUUUCGUUGAUACAUUUACAUGGAAUAAAUCAGAACCAAUCUAA
Molecule: messenger RNA, 528 nt
Organism: Didymodactylos carnosus
Lineage: Eukaryota; Metazoa; Rotifera; Eurotatoria; Philodinida; Philodinidae
Source: the annotation of a GenBank genome assembly